This is a messenger RNA of Dromaius novaehollandiae (emu), 1435 nucleotides long. RefSeq names its product thrombopoietin (gene THPO). The transcript is spliced from 6 exons. The coding region runs from base 583 to 1185 and encodes 200 amino acids. Lineage: Eukaryota; Metazoa; Chordata; Aves; Casuariiformes; Dromaiidae. The record is from RefSeq and is a predicted model, not a curated record. Gene Ontology annotation, cellular component: extracellular region. Gene Ontology annotation, biological process: cell population proliferation; thrombopoietin-mediated signaling pathway; positive regulation of ERK1 and ERK2 cascade. Gene Ontology annotation, molecular function: hormone activity; cytokine activity.
CCCCGGUGCUCACUGCUCUGGCUGCUGCCAGCCGUGCCCGGGCUGUGCCGGGCUGCCAGCAUCGGCCCUGGAGCCACGGGGGCUGCCGGACCCUCGCGCAGCUGCCCCCCGACCCGCAAGGUACCAGGAGCACCUUCUUGCCCAAGGUGGGCACCUAUGCCCAAGGCACAGCCGAGCGGCCAGCCACCCACCUAGGCGGUCACAGCUUGCCAAGCGCCUGACCCCACGCCCAGCCUGGCCGCAAAGGGAUCAGGCACAGGCCAGGGGGCAGGUGAGUGGCCCAGGAGGGUGACCGUGGACAUCCUUGCCAAGCCCUGGCCCAAGGGAGGAAACGGCUGGAGGCAGGAAGCCAUUCCCUGGGGCCCCUGGAGUGCUUUUCCUCGAAGGUCAGCAGCGACACAACAGGAAAUCGCGCUGCCGCGGCGGGGCCGGAGCCGGAGAGCCACGCCGUGUCUCCUGAGGGGUACUCCCGGCCCCGGCCCUCCGUCCCGGCUCGGCGGCUCGCGGGGAGCCCGCGCCACAGCCGCCCUCCAUGGAAGGGGGACGGGAACCAGGGAGCAGCCGCUGGCCCCAGAGUGGAAAAUGCAGGGCCGAAGCCCCCAGCUGAGCAUGGAGCUGAACAGACUGCUCCUCCUCACAUCUUUCCUCCUGCACAUGAAAGCGGGCCGUGCCAGCCCAACACGGCUGGUCUGCGACACCAGACUCAUCCAGAAGUACAUCGGGGAGGCAAAGGACAUGGAGAAGAAAGUGAGCCAGUGCCAGGUGCUGCCCCCACUCAGCUGCCCCAUAGUGCUGCCCUUGGUGGACUUCAGCCUCCAGCAGUGGAGAACCAAGACGAACGAGACCAAGCAGCAGGAGAUCCUGUGCGACCUGGCACUGCUGGUGGGCGCUGUGGCGGAGGCCCAGAGGCAGGUGACCCAGGAGUGCACAGGCAGACAGCUGAGCCAGCUUUACAGACACGCCAACUCCUUCCUCCUGCUGCUGCAGACCUUCGGCAGGGAGGCAGGACCCCAGGAGCCAGGCUGCUCUCCACGCUCUAUGGAGCAGACACGCAUCACUGGGAUCUUCCUCACCUACCGGCAGCUGGUGCAGGGCAAGCUGCGCUUCUUCUUCCACGACCUGGCCAAGGACUCAUGCGAGCACGGUCAGGGGGGUGGCAGAGACCCCCCACCCAGGACCUGGUGAGGCUACACACAGGGCUCACUGCUGAUCUGAGGGCAGAGCAAACCUGGAGGACACUGGGCCACAUCCUGGCUGCCCAGGAAGGUGCCCGCAGGGAAAAGGUUGACUCCUUUUCCACAAGCCUCUGGCUACCACACAGCCCAUGGAGGCUGACAGCAAUAGCUGUGCACUGCUGGGCACAGCCCCGCUCCCACCCGGGUGGGCAGCUCUACUGUGAAGGCGUUACAAUUAAAAAGUUAUUUUUCUACAGAGC